Macadamia integrifolia is the source of this 1248-nucleotide messenger RNA. Its product is annotated as transcription factor MYB1-like. Lineage: Eukaryota; Viridiplantae; Streptophyta; Magnoliopsida; Proteales; Proteaceae. Bases 196 to 1080 code for a protein of 294 amino acids. The record is from RefSeq and is a predicted model, not a curated record. The transcript is spliced from 3 exons.
UUUGGAGAGUGAAAUCCGACUACGAAAGACGGCCAUAUGUGUAGACAUGGGCUAUACUAGGAGGUAACGUUCUUUCUCCCUAUUAUAUAUUAGGAGAGGGGAGAGUCUACCUUCUUCUGUGGCCAUAUCCGGGAGAACCCAAAGUGCCAAGGGUUCUCUCCAGCCUUAUAGAACAAUAGUAGAGAAAAAGACUAAAUGGGUAGGAGCCCUUGUUGUGCCAAAGAGGGACUCAACAGAGGAGCUUGGUCAGCUCGUGAGGAUCGAACACUUACUAGCUACAUCAACACUCAUGGAGAAGGGAAAUGGAGAGACCUCCCUCAAAAAGCUGGUUUGAAGCGAUGUGGGAAGAGUUGCAGGCUAAGAUGGUUGAACUACCUUAGGCCGGACAUCAAGAGAGGAAACAUUUCCAAAGAAGAAGAGGAGCUUAUCAUCAGACUUCAUAAGCUGCUCGGUAACAGAUGGUCUCUGAUAGCAGGAAGACUACCGGGGCGAACAGACAAUGAAGUCAAAAACUACUGGAACACCUACUUGAGCAAGAAACUGCAAGGCAAGACAUCACAAAAUCAACUUAACAGAACUAAAGAUAAGAACCCAGAAGGUCAUCCCUCAUCAGUGGAACAGGUUCCCCAAGCCAAGGCACUAAAGAGUACUACUUCCCAUGUCAUUAGAACCAGAGCUGUAAGGUGUACUAAGGUUAUUCUACCACAGCAACAAGGAAAUCAGAUGAUGAACACCCAUAAUCUUGAUGGCAAGAGCUUACCACCACCUUUGGCUCCAAUUAGAGUCAUGGAUGAUACUUCCACUUCAAAUUUUAUGAUGGAUUUUGACAUUGAUGACCUUUUCAUCUCUGAUGUUCUCAACUCAGAUUUCUUGGAAGUUCGCUGUGAUGGGGUUCAUCAUGCUACUGAUCAUGAAUGUGGGAAUAAUUCGAAUUCUUGCUCUGAUUAUCCUUUCUCUGCCCAUGAGAUGCUAGAAGAUUCACCAAAUGAAGCAAUGUUUGAACCGAAUGAAGAAGCUUUGGAGCUGAAGAAGCUCUGUUCUUUUCUUGAUUCUGAAGAAGAAUGGAUGGAGAGUCAAUAAAUGAAUGGUGGAGUCCACGUACCUUAUCCUAUGUAAUUUUACUGAAUAACUAUAAAUCUUAAAACAUGCAUGGGUCCCACAACAUUAAGGGUUUGUUAAAAGUUCCUUAGUUUAACAUUUUGGUAAUAACGGAAUUUAUAGAUAAAUCUCUCUCUCUUUCACAUUAAA